AAUUAAGCUUUAAACUUCAAUUUCCAUAUGUGUUUAUUUUUGUAGUUUGGAAGGACAGUUUCCCAGAUAUGCUUUGUGUUUCACUUCACUUGUUUAUUUAAUUGUUUAAAAUCUAGCUAGGCUAUUUUGUUCCUGUCUUGUCUUUUUGGACACAAAACCUUCCUGGAAACACAUGGUAGGAAAAACAAAUGCUUUCGUAUCGCCGGCUUUCAGCAUUCUUUAUAGUUUAUAGGGAUUUAUUGCCGCCUUAGUCCCUUCCGCUGGUGUUUUCCUUCACUAUUCUGCUUCUUCUUCAUAAACCUGCAUCUUGUCUACUCCUUUAUCGGCUCCCAAUACCCUAGACCUUUAGGACUAUGAUGAAUUCAUCGGAAAUAACCGAAGAGAAGGAUGAUGAUAGCAGUUGCCUUGUUGAUCCAGAAGUUCAAAAAGAAAGGAUAAGGCAGAUUAUAGAGUAUCAGAAAUCUCUUUAUCGGUCUUCAUCUUCGUCUUCUUCCUCCUCUUCCUCAGCUGCUUCCUGUUCCUCGUUUUCUUCAGCUCGAAAAAGUAGCAGUUUGUUAGGUUUGAUGAAAGUAGGAAACACAUCGUUGAGGAGAUUAUUUGACAUGGAGCAUACAAGUUUGGCGAACCAUUUUGAGGAUUUCAGUGGCUCAUCCAUAAUUAAGCCUAUUCUUCUAUGGGGCAGUGAUACAGACAAUGAAAAUGAAAUGCAUGAUCCAUGGCAAUCCAUCAAGCAGUUUGGACCAAUAAAUGAAUCUAGGAUUGAUGGACCAAGUAAGUUUCCUUCAGAUGGUAGCUUCCGGGAUGGAGAGCGUGGCUUCCGGAAUACAGAGGUAAGAAUUGGCAACCGCAAGCUGACUAGGAAAAAGUCAUUUAGGAGAUUGCCCGGAUUUGGGUUAUGGAGAUGCAGAGGAUUUAGAUUGAGAUUAAGAUUGAGGCGGCUUAGGAUUGCUUUUUGUGGAAGAAAAUAUUAGUAUUUGUCUGCAAACUUGUAAUACAGGAAAACCUCAUUUGUUUAUUUAUAUCAAAAAAUAAAAAAGGGUUAGCUUCUAUUA
Prunus persica (peach) is the source of this 1052-nucleotide messenger RNA. RefSeq lists its product as uncharacterized. NCBI's taxonomy places the organism in Eukaryota, Viridiplantae, Streptophyta, Magnoliopsida, Rosales, Rosaceae. Bases 354 to 971 code for a protein of 205 amino acids. The transcript has a single exon. The record is from RefSeq and is a predicted model, not a curated record.